AUGGUGAGCUACGUCGAUGGGCCAGAGCAUUCGCCUUCCGUCGGCGGGCGACUCAUAGGCGGUCGCUACCUUCGCCUGCGAAAGAUCGGAACCGGGUCGCAAGGCGACGUAUGGGAGUGUGAGGACAUUCGCACGUCGCACCGCGUCGCAUGCAAGUCCUUCUCCCCGUCCACGCGACGAACCAAAUCCUCCGUGGCCGUCCUCGAUAUAGACGCGGAGAUGCGCGCGUUACAAACCCUCGGCGGGCACCCGAACGUCGUACGCCUUAUAGACUUCUUCGUCGAUGCGACAGAAGUCCAUAUCAUAAUGGAACUUGUACAGGGCGGGGAUUUGUGCACAGAAAUCUGCGAGAACGGGCCGCUGCCGGAGCCGCUGGCUGCUACAGUGCUGCGUCAGCUCGCAUCCGCUGUCGCUUUCUGCCACGCCAACGGCGUCGUGCAUCGCGAUAUCAAGCCGGAGAACGUGCUGUUGGUGCGGCCGGUGCAGGAGAAACCAGAAGAUUGGGAAAGUGAAGGGCUGGAUAAUUGUCACCAGCAACAGAAGCUCCAGCCGCAGCAGCUUCUGGAUUCGUGCCCGUUACCUCUCAGUUUUGUCACACCAGAGGCGAGAGAAAAUGCGCUGCUACGAAAAGGGGGCCUUCGUGGCGAGCAGGAAAAGAGUGCGAUCAUGGAGAUGGCUUUGAGGAACAGGACGAAUAUCGCAGCACUCUUAUCGAGUACGGACCUGGUAACGGGGCAGACCUGCGCCGAUAUAAGCCCGAACGUCGUUCCGCAGAAUCUGUCGCCGCUUCCUGACCUCCAGUCACCGCCUCCUCAUUCCCCCGCAGCUACUCCCAAAUCAAGCCCGGUUCGGCCGUCCGUGUUUUCGCGCUUCGGGAGGCUAAAGAUCCAGCAGGCCUUGGCGCAUCGGCUAGGCCACGUGGGCGCGGGGCGGGGGAUUGUCGGAGUGAAGCUGGCGGAUUUCGCGCUGUCGACGACCGUGGAUGGAGGGAUGUCGGGGCAGAAGCUCGGGCGGGGAGCGGGCACGCGCAUGUACAUGGCUCCUGAAAUGAAGCAGCGCGGUUCGGGACGGGGCUCAGGAGAGGGGAGAGGUGGAGAGGGAGGAGGUGGAGGGAGGAGAAGUGGCGUGACGGAUGGUGCGCAUAAGGAUGUAACGGGAGGUGGAGAAGGGGAAAUAGGAGGAGGAAAAGAACAUUUUCGGUAUUAUGGGUGUAAGGCCGAUGUUUGGAGCUUAGGAGUGACGCUGUGCGUGAUUCUAACGGGGCUCAUUCCGGUUUUCGACCAAUCAGGCUGCUUGGAUCUAGGCGACCCAGUCUGGAGAAGGGUUUCGUGGGCGGCGAAGGAUCUCGUCUGUAAGAUGCUCCAGGUGGACCCGAAUCAACGGCUGAGCUCGUUCGAGGUUCUGGAGCACCCGUGGCUGAAUCAGAGGGCGGUUCGGAUGAGAGACAUUGCCACCCGGUUCCCGAACCUGCUCUCCCCGCUGCUUCCUGCCCCUGCUGCAUCUCGCUUGGCGAUUCCACUCCGUCGGCGUCAAAUUCAAGUGACAGCGUCCCAGGACCAGCAGCGGCAAGGAAGUGAUGAGCGCAGCAAGGAGGUUCUGGACGCCUUCUUUCUCGGCAAGGCCGUAGCAGAGGUGGUAUCAGAGCGGGUGGGGUCGGCUGUGGGAGAGAUUCUGAGUGAGGUGGGGAGGCGGCAGGCGGAGCAGCAGCAGCAACUGAAACAGUUUCAGGAGGAGGUGAAAGAGAGAGCAAGGGAGGCGUUGGAACGGGCAGCCAAGGAUGCCAAACGAUAA
Molecule: messenger RNA, 1791 nt
Organism: Closterium sp. Naga37s-1
Lineage: Eukaryota; Viridiplantae; Streptophyta; Zygnematophyceae; Desmidiales; Closteriaceae
Source: the annotation of a GenBank genome assembly